CGAUGCCAUGUGGUCACCUGUGGCAUAUGCGUCCAGGUCAAUGACACCAACAGAGCAGCGCUAUGCUCAAGUAGAAAAGGAGGCAUUGGCUGCGACGUGGGCAUGUGAAAGGUUCAGCUGUUUCAUCCUGGGAAGACCAUUCGAGCUGGAAACUGCCCAUAAGCCGUUGGUGAGUCUGCUGGGAGGGAAAGCUUUGGAUGACCUCCCACCAAGAGUCCAAAGAGCAGCCCCAGGUUUCCUCAGAGCAAUGGGGAGGCGGAACGCGCUGUACAAACCGUGAAAAACCUGAUAACAAAGGCAUCAGACCCAUAUCUUGCAUUGCUGGCCUACAGAGCAACCCCUCUACAGAACGGCUAUAGCCCGGCCGAGCUGUUGAUGGGGAGCCGCCUCCGCACUACAGUUCCUGCCCUUCCAACCCUGCUGAAUCCUGUUUUACCUGACUACAAUGCGCUGGAGGCCAAAGAAAGGGAGAAGAGGAGGAACGACGCAAGAUCCUUCGACAAGAGGCACGGAGCGAGAAAUCUGGAGUCACUAGUACCUGGGGAGGAUGUGUGGAUCACCGAUGCACGAAUCAUGGGCAAAGUGCUAUCUACACACAAUACCCCUCGCUCUUAUCUCGUCCAGGUGCCUCAGGGCACACUGAGGAGGAACCGGCAGCACUUGGUGCCGCUGCAGACCAACAGUGGGGUAGUCGAUGCUGAUGAGCCACCGGUGGGAGAAGAUUCAGCUCCACCAGAGCCAGCUCCACCAGUGACAACAUCACCCAGCAGAGAGGGCCCCACCACAGAGACUGUGCGGACCAGGUGUGGGAGAGAGGUUAGAAAGCCGAAGAGACUUGAUUUGUGAUUUAUUGAUCUGUUUUCUACAGUAAAGAAAAAGAGAGAGUGAAAUGUGAUGUGAAAUUGUUCUGUAAACCUGGUACAUUUACCUGAAACCUGAGAGUUUAAGUUUUGAAGAACACAGUCUGCUAAAGUAAUAGUUCACCGUAUGGUAACGCGGAAGUUAUUUUAUUUCUAUUUUGCAUGCUUGAAUCAGGGACAGGUCUUCCAGCAAAAGGGCAGAAUAAACCCCUUAAGACCUGCAGAGAUAAAGGUAGUCCACCCUUUAUUCUCAAAGAAAGGGAGAUGUGGUAUUAUGGGAAUAAUAGUGUAAGGAAUGCGGUGGCCGGAUGUGACGUGGGAACCCGGGGGUGUGGCAGUUGAGGAGUCGCCUGCGCAUGCACAAGAGCCUGCGGCUGCUGUACAGAGUUGUUAAAUAAAGAUAUACUCCGUUUACGUCGUGGUACGAGCCUUAUUAUACAAAUAACUCGACAACAUCAAGGUACAAUUCUGGAAGUACUUAAAGUGAAAGUAGAUACAUUGUUAAUAAUCAUAGUAUGAAGGCUCUGGGAAAUGGGCACUGCGGAAUAUGGUAGAUGAACCGUAAUCAUAUUAGAAGGUGGGGCAGGUGGCUUACACCCGCUCCCAUUUUCUUAUGUUCUCAUAUCUUUGCAUGAAACCAAAUUGGCAAAUGUAUAUAAAAGAUGAGCAUAGAUAGAUUCCCAGACAUAAAAUUCCCCAACAGAGUAUAGGAAUAACUGAUGCAGUAGAGCAGCCAUGUAUUGAAUGGUGUAAUAUGCUCUCUCUCCUAUUUUUAUUUUCAAAACAGCCUAGUGUGGACACUGAAGUUAAAGGAUAGUGUGCACACUUAGUGACAUGCCCCAAACACUCUCAGUGACAUAUGUCCCACUAUGGGCCAAGUCCCAGUAUGGAUCAGUUGAUGUCCAAGUGGUGUCCAAGAUAUGCCCAGAAAGAGCUGGAAGACAUGGCUUAAUGUGGACAAGUAGACGUGGGUCAGUGUGAGUGAGUACUGUAGUUAUGUCCCAGUGAGGACUCAAUGUCCCAGUGUCGACUACGUUUCGCAUUGGAAAUUGAAGGAAGAGGAAAGAAAGAAUGUUCAAAUCUAAAAUGACUUGCAAAAUUGUUGACAAAAAUGUUCUAUUUCGUUCCCUGGCAUUUUGAGUCAUGUGUGCAAUGAAUUUGAUUUGUGGCAGGUGAAUACAAUUUUUUUGUUUUCCAUGCCUUUCCCAAUUAAUUAAAUUGAAAUGUUGCACUUAAGAACAGUUAAGUGGGCAUCCAAACACAAAAGCUGAAUAACUGGUCCUUUGUUACUAUUCAAACACUAGACUGAAUGGAAUUUCUAAAAGACUCUCAUUAGUACUCUGAGCCUGAAGUAAAAUAAAACAUUACCAUAGGAACCUCAUUCAGCCAGAGUUUAGAAGAAGACUUCCUGCAAAUACUUGAAGGAGAUACCCUGAAAAGCCAGCCCUUAAUGCUGUUUAUGUUCUGAAUACUUCAGAUCUGGAGGGCAUUAGCUUCUCGGCUACCAAGCAGGAACGAUUUUGGAAUAAUGCUAGAAUUCUUGGAGUCAAAAUGAACAACACCGACAAGGAGUACUUGUGGAAGGGAACUUGCAAUGGCAACUCAACACCUGGUGUAAACAUAACAUUGGAAUGGAUGGACGGAGCCAUGGGAAAGGCAAUAGAUCAAGUCAUCAGUGUUAUUUCAAUCAUCAUUUUGUUCAUCACGAUGAUCUCCUUGGGCUGCACCAUGGAAAUAUCAAGGAUCAAAGUUUACAUCUUAAAGCCAAAGGGAAUCCUGAUUGCAUUGGUUUCUCAAUACGGGAUUAUGCCAUUAACAGCCUUCAGCCUCACCAAGGUAUUCAAACUGUCUUCCAUUGAAGCCAUCUCAGUCCUGAUCUGUGGCUGCUGUCCCGGUGGAACCGUUUCCAAUAUCUUCUCACUUGCAUUGAAUGGAGAUAUGAAUCUCAGUAUUGUGAUGACCACAUGUUCUACUACACUGGCGCUUGGCAUGAUGCCCCUCCUUCUUUAUCUCUACUGCAAAGGCCUGUCAUUAGUUAAUAAAGUGCCAUAUAAAGAGAUUUCCAUAACCCUCAUCUCAACGCUCAUUCCUUGCAGCAUAGGCAUUUUUCUCAAUCACAGAUAUCCGCAGUAUUCAAGGACCAUAACCAAGACUGGCUUGUUCAUUCUUCUCAUUGCUGCAAUAAUAAUUGCCAUCUUGUCAGCAAUGUCGAUUGGGGAUAUUUUGUGGACACUUUUCUCUCCUCACCUAACUAUCACCACAGCACUGAUGCCCAUUAUUGGAUACACUUCAGGAUAUGCUCUUGCGACCUUAUGCAGAUUACCUGAAAGGUGUAAACGGACUGUUUCCAUGGAAACUGGAAUGCAAAAUGUUCAGCUGUGUUCCACCAUCCUGAAAGUUGCAUUCUGCAGAGAGGAGAUUGGUGCUCUUUACUUAUUUCCAUUAAUCUUCUUGGUGUUUCAAGUUUCAGAAGCACUAAUUCUUGUUGUGAUCUAUCGAAGCUAUGAAAGGAUAAAAAUGUAUCAGCAAAAUGGUACCAAUAGGAUUUACCUAACUGCAGAGAAGACAACAGAUCAUCUUCCCCAUCCUGAAUUUGAAAACCCUUGUGACUCAACAGAAACCGUAAAAAUCAAUAACAUGGAGAUCUCCAUAUAAGCAUUGAGAGAAUUCACUUAAACUAUUUCACAAAAUGUGUUUAUAUAUAUACUGUAUAACCUAGCACAUAAAAGAUAAGACAUUUACAAUGUGGCUCGUGGCCCAGAUUAUAAAAUAUAGUGAAUUAAAUCAAAAUAAUUCAGACCUGUGUGGUGUGCGUGCAUAUUUAUAUUUUUAGAUUUUUACACCUUUAUUUUCUCCUUUACUUGUCAAAGCAGGUUGAUUCCUGCAAAUGGGAGGGGAGAUGGAGAGAUCGACUUGGCCAAUAGCAUUUUCCAAUAAUUUAGAAGAAUGAGAGAUGAUUUCCUUGAAAUGCACACAUUUUUGAUAGGGUGGAUAUAGGCAUUUAUUUGCCAUGGCUAGUGCCAAGGACCUAGCAGUCAUGAUCUCAGAAUAAGUGGUCUACCUUUCAGUUUUGGGGGUGGGAGCAAUUUAUUCACCCUGAGGGUAGUGAAUCUUUGGAUUCAAGAAGUUGUGGAGGCUCAGGUGCAAUAUUAUAAUGCACUUUAUAAAAAAUCGAGUAAUCUAAUAGUUAAUUUCAUAAAAUGUUCCAUGAGGAUAAUUCAACAUUAGAAUAUGAUGGAAAUGUUUCAUAUGGACUCAGAUUGUGAUUAACUGAGGAUAAAAUGCUGGAGUAACUUUUUAAAAACAUCAUAAUUUUAACUAGUUUCAUUUUAAUGGUUUUUAAAUCUCUUAUUUUCAAAACCAUUGAAUAGCCAUGGUAGCUUUGACAUUGUCAAAGUUGGGGUGUGUCUUACCAUCUGUGGGAACUCAGCGGGUCAGGUAGCAUCUCUUGUGAAAAAGGAUGGGUGACAUUUCAGGUCAGGACCUUACUUCCGACUGCUAGUAAAUAGGUGGUAACUGGAGGUAAGAAUAGGCCGGAACAAUGCAGGACCAGCAACAGAUGAUCAAGGAAGAUUGGAGCCGAUAAUGGCCCUUUGUUGGCUGGGGAAGGGGUGAUAACUAAGGGAUGCAAUAACUAAUACAGAUUUGCUUAGCAUGCAAUACUCCUGCAAGUAUUGGAACCAACUGAAUGAAUGAAUAAGUUUAUUGGC
This is a messenger RNA of Leucoraja erinaceus (little skate), 4570 nucleotides long. RefSeq names its product solute carrier family 10 member 1 (gene slc10a1). Gene Ontology annotation, molecular function: bile acid:sodium symporter activity. Bases 2412 to 3515 code for a protein of 367 amino acids. NCBI's taxonomy places the organism in Eukaryota, Metazoa, Chordata, Chondrichthyes, Rajiformes, Rajidae. Gene Ontology annotation, biological process: bile acid and bile salt transport. The record is from RefSeq and is a predicted model, not a curated record. The transcript has 5 exons. Gene Ontology annotation, cellular component: membrane.